Molecule: messenger RNA, 3792 nt
Organism: Zingiber officinale
Lineage: Eukaryota; Viridiplantae; Streptophyta; Magnoliopsida; Zingiberales; Zingiberaceae
Product: putative multidrug resistance protein
Exons: 6
Coding region: 55-3792 (1245 amino acids)
Biological process (GO): transmembrane transport
Cellular component (GO): membrane
Molecular function (GO): ABC-type transporter activity; ATP hydrolysis activity; ATP binding
Source: RefSeq, a predicted model, not a curated record
AUCUCAUCUCCAUGUGUGUAGAUCAGUAGAUCGAGUACGUGGGGAUCAUCGGAUAUGGGGAGAAAGAGCGGGAGCUCUACGGCGGCGGCUCACCCGUCCUUCUUUUCCUCCUUCUCGACCAUCUUCAUGCACGCCGACGCGAUCGACGUAGCGUUGAUGACCCUCGGCUUUGUCGGCGCCGUCGGCGACGGCGUGACGCUGCCGCUGAUGCUUUACCUGACGAGCACCAUCUUCAACAACUUCGGCAAUGGCCCUGCGUCCGUCUCCGAUUUCGCCGGCACCAUCAACGAGGGCGCGCUUAAGUUGAUCUACUUGGCGUGCGGAAGCUUCGUGGCUUCUUUCCUUGAGGGAUAUUGUUGGACGAGGACCGGCGAGCGACAAGCGGCGAGGAUGCGACAGAGGUACCUGAGAGCCGUAAUGCGACAGGAUAUCGAAUACUUCGACCUCAACGCCGGCUCCGGCACCGAGGUCAUCACCGGCGUCUCCAGCGACAGCCUUGUGGUACAAGAUGUUCUCAGCGAGAAGGUGCCUAAUUUCGUAAUGAACGCGUCGACAUUCGUCGGGAGUUACGUGACGGCGUUCGUGUUGAUGUGGAGGCUGGCCCUGGUGGCGUUCCCGGCGGUGGUGCUCCUCAUCAUCCCGGGUCUCAUGUACGGGCGAUACCUCAUGGGCCUCGCGCGCAAGAUCCGGGAGGAGUAUAACAAGGCCGGCACGGUGGUGGAGCAGUCCGUCUCCUCCAUCCGCACCGUCUACUCCUUCGUCGCAGAGGAACGCACCAUCGCCAAUUUCUCCUCCGCGCUCGACCACUCGGUCAAGCUCGGCUUGAAGCAAGGCCUCGCCAAGGGCAUGGCCAUCGGCAGCAACGCCGUCACCUUCGCCAUAUGGUCCUUCAUGAUCUGGUACGGCGGCCGCCAAAUCAUGUACCAUGGCGCAAAGGGAGGCACAGUCUUCGCCGUCGGAGCCUGCAUCAUCAUCGGCGGCCUGGCGUUGGGGUCAGGGCUUUCCAAUGUGAAAUACUUCUCCGAGGCGAGCUCCGCCGGGGAGCGCAUCAUGGAGGUGAUCCAGCGAGUGCCGAAAAUCGAUACGGAGAACGAGGAGGGCGACGUCUUAGAUUCCGUAUCUGGAAAUGUGGAAUUCAAGGGAGUGGAAUUCGCGUACCCGUCUCGGCCGGAGAGCUUGAUACUGAGGGGCUUCAAUCUACAGGUGCCUGCCGGGCGAACAGUUGCGCUGGUGGGCAGCAGCGGUUCUGGAAAGUCGACGGUGAUCGCGUUACUGGAGAGGUUCUACGACCCUCUCGGGGGAGGGAUUUUUCUGGACGGAGUGGACAUCAGGAGUUUGAAGCUGAAGUGGCUGAGGUCGCAGAUGGGUUUGGUGAGCCAAGAGCCUGCUUUGUUUGCAACGUCCAUCAAGGAGAACAUCAUUUUUGGAAAGGAAGACGCGACUAUGGAGGAGGUGGUGGCGGCUGCCAAGGCUGCCAAUGCUCACAACUUCAUCUCUCAGCUUCCUCGGGGAUAUGACACAGAGGUGGGAGAAAGAGGGGUGCAGAUGUCGGGAGGUCAGAAGCAGCGGAUAGCCAUCGCCAGGGCAGUGCUGAAGUCGCCUAAGAUCCUUCUCCUCGACGAGGCCACUAGUGCGUUGGACACCGAGUCGGAGCGAGUAGUGCAAGAAGCACUCGACUUGGCGUCCGUCGGGCGGACGACCAUCGUCAUCGCCCAUCGCCUUUCCACCAUCCAAAAUGCCGACGUCAUCACCGUCGUUCAAGAUGGCCGGGUCAUGGAGAUGGGCUCCCACGACGCCCUCAUCGCCGACCAAGACGGUCUCUAUUCCUCACUCAUCCGCUUGCAGCAUGCGGCAAGAGAGAGCAGAAGUGAUCAAGUAGCGGGCGCUGCAGUGACGUCUUCCCAUGUGAGCAGCGGCAGCAUCAGCCGGCGCCGGGUUUCAGCUGCCAGCAGGACCAGCUCUUCGAAGUCGCUAGGCGGCGACGACGGUGACGAUCACGUCGGAGAGUCGUCGUCGGUGAAGGCCGCGAAGCUCCCAGUGCCGUCGUUCCGGCGGCUGUUGAGGCUGAAUUCCCCGGAGUGGAGGCAAGCGGUUUUGGGGAGCAUCAGCGCGAUAGUGUUUGGUGCGAUCCAACCGUUGUAUGCGUUCUGCAUGGGAAAUAUGAUCGCCGUCUUCUUCUCGAGUGAUCACGACGAGAUCAAGUCGAGGACGAGGACCUACGCCUUUAUCUUCCUCUCCCUAACGGUGUUGUCGUUCAUCGUCAACGUCGGGCAGCAUUACAACUUCGGCGCCAUGGGGGAGUACCUCACCAAGCGGGUGAGGAUGAGCAUGCUCUCGAAGAUCUUGACUUUCGAAGUCGGUUGGUUCGACGAAGACGAGAACGCCACCGGCGCCGUUUGCGCUCGCUUCGCCAACGACGCAAAUGUCGUGCGAUCGUUGGUGGGUGAUAGAAUGGCUUUGCUGAUCCAGACGACUUCGGCGGUCGUCAUUGCCUGCACCAUGGGGCUGGUGAUCGCAUGGAGGCUGGCCGUCGUCAUGAUCGCAGUUCAACCCAUCAUCAUCAUGUGCUUCUACGCCCGCCGCGUCCUCCUCAAGCGGCUGUCGGCGAAAGCCAUCAAGUCCCAGGCGGCGAGCAGCAAGCUCGCAUCGGAGGCCGUAGGCAACCUCCGCACGAUCACUGCUUUCUCAUCGCAGGGGCGCAUCCUCCGCAUGUUCAACGUGGCCCAGCAAGGACCCCGCCGGGAAAGCAUACGCCAGUCGUGGUUCGCUGGUGCCGGCCUCUCGCUAUCCAAUGGCCUCUCGAUUUGCAUCUGGGCGCUCGAUUUCUGGUACGGCGGCAAGCUCGUCGACCAAGGCCACCUCGGCGUGAAGGCCCUCUUCCAGACCUUCAUGAUUCUGGUGAGCACCGGCCGGGUCAUCGCGGAUGCCGGCAGUAUGACGACUGACCUUGCCAAGGGCGCCGACGCCGUCGCCUCCGUCUUUGCUGUCCUCGACCGCUACACCCUCAUCGAGCCCGACGACCAGGAUGCCCACCGGAUCGCUAAGCUUACUGGGGAGAUCGACAUCUGCAAGGUUGAUUUCGCUUACCCGGCGCGACCUGACGUGGUCAUUUGUAGGGGUUUCUCGCUCUACAUCGAGGCGGGCAAGUCGACGGCGUUGGUCGGACAGAGCGGCUCCGGGAAGUCAACCAUCAUCGGCCUGCUCGAAAGAUUCUACGACCCCCUUAAAGGAACAGUGAAGAUCGACGGGAAGGAUAUCAAGUCCUACAACCUCCGGUCCCUUAGGCGCCACAUUGGUUUGGUGGGUCAGGAGCCGACACUGUUCUCCGGCACCAUCCGCGAGAACAUCGCGUACGGCGCAGACGGCGCCACCGAGGCGGAGAUCGAAGAGGCCGCGCGCGCCGCCAACGCGCAUGACUUCAUCAGCGGGCUCAAGGACGGGUACGAGACUUACUGCGGUGACCGCGGGACGCAGCUUUCCGGCGGUCAGAAACAGAGGGUCGCCAUCGCAAGGGCGAUCCUGAAGAACCCGGCGAUCCUGCUGCUGGACGAGGCGACGAGCGCGUUGGACGGGCAGUCGGAGAAGUUGGUGCAGGAGGCGCUGGAGAGGAUGAUGGUGGGAAGGACGAGCGUGGUGGUGGCGCACAGGUUGAGCACCAUCAGGAAUUGUGACCUCAUCGCGGUGCUCGACCAGGGGGUGGUGGUGGAGAAAGGGACGCAUGCUUCGCUGCUCGCAAAGGAACGAGCGUACUAUAAUCUGGUUAGCCUUCAACAAGGCAACCCAGGGCCUUGA